Beauveria bassiana ARSEF 2860 is the source of this 1038-nucleotide messenger RNA. Its product is annotated as protein kinase subdomain-containing protein. The transcript has a single exon. Gene Ontology annotation, molecular function: protein kinase activity; ATP binding. Bases 1 to 1038 code for a protein of 345 amino acids. Gene Ontology annotation, biological process: protein phosphorylation. The record is from RefSeq and is a predicted model, not a curated record. Lineage: Eukaryota; Fungi; Ascomycota; Sordariomycetes; Hypocreales; Cordycipitaceae.
AUGAGCAAUACUCCGGGUGAAAUCAUUUUGACCCCGCCACGAUGGAGUGUGAUUGGGUUCACGUUUUCGAAACCACACUUGAGCGCCGAGUUUGUGGUCAUGAGCAACCGGUUGCGCUACGUCAUUCACGCAACAGAUGCUUCCUUGGCCAAAUCACCAGAGUUGCGAGAACAAUUUCGCUUUUUCCUCGACGUGGCCGAAAAUACCCAAGUCGAGGGCCAUACAGUCGACGACUUCUACGAAUGGGCGCUUGAACCUUUGAUCCCCCUGCUAUGCGAAGACGCGAGACUGACGCCCACACCAAGAAGAAGAGCACCCAACUUGCACGAUUUUCUGUACGCUCCAGUACUGGAGUAUACGCUAGGCUGCGGGUCGGAAGAGUUGGUACUAGUCCCCAAGAUGGAGAGUCCAGAGACGCAAUUCAUGUUUGGCGCUUUCCUGCCCGAAUCAUGUAAUGCAUGGCCAUGCUACCUUCCAUUCGAUAUUCAACUUGAAAGGGGAACCGGUGAAUCUGCUGUUCCGCGCAAGGUCAUGUUGCCCGACGGGAUGCCCGCUUUCUUCAAGCUCAUGCGGCGUGGAGAGGAGGCCAUCCUGGAGCGGGAGCUUGCAUUAUACGAUAAGCUCCGUGCCUCGCAGCUCCCGGGCUCAGUUCGCGUGGCUCGUCUUCUCGGGCUAGUUUGCAACGGCCAUAAUCUCAGAUCCGUGUUUGGUCUGCUGCUUACAUACAUUGAUCUCCGAACCACAUCUCUGACCCGUGCAGUCGAGUCUGGUGCCCAAGUGCGUCUCAGGCGCCGAUGGUCGGAGCAAGUCAUGCGAAUCGUGCACAACUUGCACCAGAGAAGGCUCGUCUGGGGCGGCGCCAGCCCAGAAAAUGUCAUUAUUGAUGCGAGCAACAAUGCUUGGCUCGUUGGUCUCGGAGGCGGAGGUUCGGGAGACUGGGUUCCGCAGGAACUCGUCGGCACCAUAGACGGCGAUCUUGUGGCCCUGAAGAAGAUUGUCGACUUUACUGAGGGAGGAUUGUCGAUUUCUUACAGCUGA